AAAUUCAUUUUUACUCAAUUUUAUACAAGCUGACAACCUUAACUAAACAAAAUUCUUGUGAUAAAAAAUUUAAAAAAAUACAAAUAUGAAUAAGCAAGGUCAUUGUCAAUCAUCGAAGAUCUUGGAUCUGGGUAAAUGGGAUACCAAUGCCAUAAGACAUUACAGCACCUUGCCUCGCAUACAGAAGCAACUGCGCAAGGGCAACUGGGCGUAUUUGAGCGAGCAUCCAGAGAUACGGGCAAUUAUACGCGUUAUAAUGCACCAGGUGAUUAAUGCGAAGCCCGAAAACAUUCGACAGUUUAUUGCCGAUUUCUUCAAUUGCUGCCACACUCCUCUGCUGGUGCCCAUGAUCAAUACACAAUUGAUGUACGUGAAGGAGCAGUUGAAACGUGGACGUUGGAGCAAAUUUGAUGGCGAAAUGUUAUUUAUGGAAAGUCCAUCAACACAUUCGCUGCUCUCGACGGCAUCAGCAGAAGCCAAUGUUCAUCCCGUGCUCACUUAUGCCCUGGUCUUCAAGAAACCAGACGAAUGUGGCAUAGACAGACCGCCAUUCUAACUCAUUUGUGGUACUUUAACAUUACAAUACAUUGAAAAUAAAGCUAUGAACAUUU
This is a messenger RNA of Drosophila nasuta, 611 nucleotides long. RefSeq lists its product as uncharacterized. Lineage: Eukaryota; Metazoa; Arthropoda; Insecta; Diptera; Drosophilidae. The record is from RefSeq and is a predicted model, not a curated record. The transcript has 3 exons. The coding region runs from base 86 to 556 and encodes 156 amino acids.